Saccostrea echinata is the source of this 703-nucleotide messenger RNA. RefSeq lists its product as uncharacterized. The record is from RefSeq and is a predicted model, not a curated record. Bases 272 to 703 code for a protein of 143 amino acids. NCBI's taxonomy places the organism in Eukaryota, Metazoa, Mollusca, Bivalvia, Ostreida, Ostreidae. The transcript has 2 exons.
GUCUCCGGCAAUAAAAAUAAAUCUACAAUUUCUCGCUGAAAAUGGUAGUUUGUACUUUAAAUGAAGUGUUUACAAGUUUUCAGCACCGGGCGUCGAUUACACAUGGUAAACAUUACCUGUAGAAAACUCCUGGAAUAUCCCGAAAUAGACCGCGGGGGUGUGUCUAUAUCGAGCGAUCUGAUUGGCUGUUUUAACCUGUGACGCAAUAUCUACCAUUGGCUUAGCAAAACAACGUGAACGAAGCCGUUUUAGGCUUAAUAUAAUCGUAAUUAUGGCUGGGAUAGAGGUUCAUUAUGAAGAAAUUCAAUUUAUAGUACAACCAUAUCAAUUUGAACCAACUGUGAGAUCGGAACAACCCCAGUCAUCAUCAGAAUCUUCAACUGAAAGCGACUCAGAGCAAGAUUCGGACUUCGACGUGGUUGUGGUUGAUGAAUGGUGCAACUGUCAUAACUGUAUUGACAUGCCAACUGCAAUAGAGAGGAGAUGUUGCCACAGCUUUGGGGUGUGCCAGCUCAAACUAGAGGAAGCAGACAUCACCUGUAUUACAAAGCAUGAAGCUUUUCAAGUCAAUUGCCUCAACAGGCAUGUCCUCGAGCUUGCUUUCUACGAGUAUUUGGACUACAAUGGCCCAAUGAACAUUUUCGGAAUCUCAGACAACGGACAGCGGACUGCAAACAAUAGACGACUUGCGGGGAACGUAUAG